Messenger RNA from Spea bombifrons (plains spadefoot toad), 1402 nucleotides. Its product is annotated as transmembrane protein 263-A-like. The transcript has 3 exons. The record is from RefSeq and is a predicted model, not a curated record. Bases 171 to 551 code for a protein of 126 amino acids. Lineage: Eukaryota; Metazoa; Chordata; Amphibia; Anura; Pelobatidae.
CCAAUUUACAUUGAAGCUGGUUGGCACUCCGGUGACGUACUUCCGCCCCCCAGCUGUGUUUACACACACACACACAGAGAGAGUACUGAGUGGAUGUGGUGAGUGUUCCUGACCCGCACAGCAGGGGGAUCCAGAGUCAUCCAGGGGAGUUCUGCAUCCAGACUGCAGCCAUGAAGGGACCGAAUACCGAAAUCCUUGAAGAAGAACAUGCAGGGUCAGAUGAAGAGGAGAUCCCGGCACACCUGAGAGAUGAGCCUCCUUCAGAUACAGAAAAGGAUCACCCAAAUCCACCAGCUGGAGUGAUCUGGAGGGUGACGGGAGGACUAUUCAGCAUGACACGAGGGGCCGUUGGAGCCACGCUAGGAGGAGUUGCAUGGGUGGGCAGCAGAAGCUUUGAGCUGACGAAGACCGCAGUGACCAGCGUGCCGGCAGCGGGAGUUGGACUAGUCAAAGGGGGGAUGUCCGUAGUAACAGGUGGAGUCGGGGCUGUAGGCUCCGCGGUCGCCAGUAAAGUCUCCUUCACCCCAAAGAAAAAGGACAAAUUUGACUAAAUGAGAAGACUCGCCACUUCACCCUUCCUAAAUCUGCUUGCGUCCCGGCUAAAACCAGCAAGAAGACGCCCUUCUUCAUCCUGCCAAGGCCCCGUGCUUUCAGUGCAUUAAGCAUCUGAUUCAUAGGUCUCGGAAGAGCCCAGAGCCCCAGUAUUUUAUCCUGUAAGGGCAAAGCUGUGUGCAAUAGAUUCAGAGCAGAGAGGUAGAUGUCACGACGGGUAGAAUGAGCGUAUAAUAUGACGUCUGAUAUCUCAGCGUCUGCUUUAUUAUUUGUUUCCGAGGAUGCCUUGUUUUUCAAAUCGUUCCUGGAAUCCCUACCGCACAACAAGAAUUACCCUGGCAAACAACAAUGAGACGGGGCAACCAGAAGCACCUAAGCAGCUUCAAAGAACCUACCCCAAUCUUCUUGAAUGAAAUAAAAAAUAUAUACAACCUAAAAUAAUGGGUUCCUGGUUUGAACGUCUAGUUGAUUAACAGACGGUGUGAUGAAAUCUCAGAUCUUCUGUUAAAAAUACUUUGUGGCUAAUGAACGAAUACUGUUAACGGGGGCAGUGGUGGUAAUUACGGACCAUCGCUGCUGACACACAUUGCUAGUGAGCCUGGCUGAACUCGGUAUGGAAACAAAUUAAAUUCCAAGAGAGUUAGUAUUUUUAAUUAAUUUUUUUUUCUAUAGCCUCACUUUCUCAGCUGAGCUUCUGAUCCGGGUUCCGAACCCUGAAUUUAAUCUGCAUUUAAUCUAUAAUUUGAUUGAAUUAUUUCUGUCCAAUUCAUUUCGCACGUCCUGAUACCCUCAGAACGCAUCGAAGAAAGCAAAGUGAUGUUAGGACAGGUGAAAGAAUCAUUAUAAAGAA